Molecule: messenger RNA, 1068 nt
Organism: Prunus armeniaca (apricot)
Lineage: Eukaryota; Viridiplantae; Streptophyta; Magnoliopsida; Rosales; Rosaceae
Source: the annotation of a GenBank genome assembly
AUGAAAAGACAGGAUAGUAGUCUGCGCUCAGCCUCCUCACGCGGCGAAAAUGGAACAGAAAAUCUCCACGCAAAGACCGUCGGCUGCAUGUCCGGCAUCGCCCACUUUCUUUCUAAAUACCACUCUUCCCGCAAAUUCCUCACUUUUGGGAGAAAGCAAGAGAAGAAUGGGGCUGGUUCCUCUUCUAGAAUAUCAAAGUCCUCGACAGCAAUCCAAGCUUCCACACCGCCUAUGUUAGGUCAGGUAAAAAAUGGAGACAAGUCCAUUUAUCUGCGUAGAUUCUCAUGCAACAUACCAAGAAGUCCCACGCUUCCGGCAGAGAUCCGGCGCUCCAACUCUGUGGACCCGCCUGAGAACUCCCCAAUCCCACCAACCCUAAUUGCAAGGCUGAUGGGGUUGGAACAGGCUCUAGCUCCGCAAGUCAUGCCAAAGACGGCGGUGCCAGAGCCCACAUCCACCAAUAAGAGGCAGCAGCUUUUGGGCGCAUUGGAGAAGUGUGAUGAAGACUUGAAGGCCCUAAAGAAGAUCAUAGACGCCGUUCGGGCAGCGGAUGGGCUCCGAUCACCCGCCGUGGUGAAGCGAAUGGAGGCCAUUGGUGACAAGAAGAAAAGGUUUUAUGGUGCAAAUUCAAAGCGCUUGGAGUUCGGUACUGAGCAUCCGAGUCCGGUGUCCGUUCUUGAUGAGUCUACUCGUUCCCCUUUCAGCAACCACCAACACUACAGAAAGCAAGUGUUAAAUUACGGGCGAGCACAACCUCAACAACAAAGGAAGAAACCAGGAGAAGAGGACUUCAUCAACAUCAAUCCAAGUAUGAUUGACAAAAUCACAACCGAAUCAGUGGAAGCAUCAUCAUCACCAUUAAUAUGGAACAGCAACGCCAUGCGAGAGAGUGUAGAGGAAGUGUGCAGGGACAUUGCUUGGGGGGAGAGGAGAGAAAUUGGAAGAAUAGGGUUGGCUUUACAGGACCACAUUUGCAAAGAGUUGAUCCAAGAGAUGGUCACAGAAAUGGGAUAUAGUUGUGUGUAUUCACUGCCCUUUGAGGCAUGUAAGAGAAGACUACGUUUCUAA